This is a messenger RNA of Cucurbita pepo subsp. pepo (vegetable marrow), 1079 nucleotides long. Its product is annotated as putative transcriptional regulator RABBIT EARS. The record is from RefSeq and is a predicted model, not a curated record. NCBI's taxonomy places the organism in Eukaryota, Viridiplantae, Streptophyta, Magnoliopsida, Cucurbitales, Cucurbitaceae.
UCUCAACCACAUUUAUGGAUGAACUCAGUGGAAUCCAUCUACCCAACCCUAGCUCCCACAAAACAACCAAAACUCUAGAGCUCUAUACCCCUACCCACCACUUCAAUUUCAAUCAACCUCACCUUAAAUAUCUCAUUCUCUCUCAAAUUCCAUGGAAAUGGAGCCCAAACCAUGUUGGAUGAUGUGGGAAGACAACAAGAAGAACAAGAACAAGAACAAGAACGAGAAUCGUUUGACUACUGCCUCCGAUCAUCUCAACAACAAAGCUUCUUCUUUUGAUGAUUCAUGGGAAGAACAAGCUUUCGCCGACGAUGCCUCCGGUCGUCUCGGCGGCUGCGUUUGGCCCCCGAGAUUCUACUCUUGUAGCUUCUGCAAAAGGGAAUUCAGGUCAGCUCAAGCUCUUGGUGGUCACAUGAAUGUUCACCGGCGUGAUCGUGCUAUGUUAAAGCAUGAAUCUUUCAAACCCCAAAUCGAAACCCAUCUUCAAAUUCCCCCAAAAAACAACCCCUUUACGUCAUUGAUCGAUCUUCCACAACACCCAUCUUCCCAAUUUGUUUGUGAUGAAAAUUUGGCGUUUAACCCUAACCCUAAAUCCUCACAAAACUCCGUGGACGAAUCCGAUCAUAAAUGGCGUCAAAGUUUAGACCUUUCCAUAAAAACAACCGAUCUCUUCAAAGAUGAUGCUGUUUGUUGCAAGAGAAAGCGAAGCGAUCAUCAUUCGACGUCCACGGUGGCUUUCGUUCUCCGAUCGGAGGUAAUUGGACUUAGUCAUAGUUCUAUCGAAGAUUUGGAUCUCGAGCUCCGCCUUGGCGAUGGCGGUGGUAGCCGAACAAAGCCAAAGCUAAAGUAAAAUUUCACCGCCGUGAAUUUAUCUCUAUAGUUUUUGUUUCUCUUGUUGUUUCAUUUUCCUUUUGGAAUCUCUAUGUCAGUUCUUCUACUCCUUGUGUCCUUGAGCAAGAUUGUAGCAAAAUUCAGCAAUAUUGCUCGCAAAAGGAGAUUGAUGAAAUGAAAAGCUGAUAAAAAUUGACAUAUUUGAAACCUUUCUUGUUUUCAGUUUCAAUAAAAUACUCAUAUACAUA